GCGACGCCGACACUGCCACAUACACCCAAGCCGACGAGCAACGCGUCCGCUUUCGACACGGCUCAGCAGAUCAAGACGUCCGACAAGUCGAGCUCCUUGUCGGGAGGGGCCAUUGCCGGUGUCGUUGUGGCCGCGGCUUGUGUGAUGCUGAUGGUUGCCAUGUUCGUGACCACCAAGAAGCGUAAGACCCAAGAGGACCCGCUCGCGAUCAGGAAGGACGCUUCGUCGCUCGGAGACUCUGGCGCGGUGCCGCUCGCCUCGUCCAGACUCGCACCUCUUGGUGGCAGCACGGCCUCGAGCUUCUUCGCUGUGGACCGGAACGACCCCUUCACGAAGAAGCACAUGCGCAAGGGUGGCAUUUGGGACGACCCGGUGCUUCAGAAUGCUCGCAUCCCGCUCGACAAGAUCCGCAUCCAGGAGCUCCUCGCGCGCGGAGGCUUCGGUCAGGUGUUCCUGGGCUCGUACAACGGUGAGACUGUGGCCGUGAAAACGCUGCUGCCUGAGACCGCCGAGGACAUGGUGGAGAUCAACGCGCUGUUCGCAGAGACCAAGGUCAUGGCCAAGCUGGAGCACCCGUGCAUCGUCCGCUUCAUCGGCAUCGGCUGGGAGACGCUCAGCUCCAUCUGCUGUGUGACCGAGUACCUGGUCGGCGGCGACCUGCGCGCGCUGCUCAACCACUUCUUGACCAACCACACGCGGCCCCGAGGCUACGACCACGACAAGGUCAAGAUCGCUCUGGACGUGGCCCACGGCCUCGCGUAUCUCCACUCGAUGCAGCCCAACAUCCUGCACCGCGACCUCAAGUCGCGUAACGUGCUGCUCAACUCGCAGCUGAACGCCAAGCUCACGGACUUCGGCGUCUCGCGCGAGCAGUCCGAGGACCAGAUGACCAACGCCGUCGGCACGUCGCUCUGGAUGGCGCCCGAGGUCAUGAUGGGCGGCCACUACGACAGCAAGGCCGACGUGUACUCGUUCGGCAUCAUGCUGAGCGAGCUCGACACGCACUUGAUGCCGUACGCCAACGCCAAGAAGGAGAACGGCCGCAAGCUCACCGACACCAUGAUCAUGCGCAAGGUGGCGGCGGGCGAGCUGCAGGUCGAGUUCUCGCGCGAGUGCCCCGUGGACAUCCUGACGCUCGCGCACGCGUGUAUCUCCGUGGACCCCAAGCAGCGCCCGACAGCCAUCGACGCCAUGCGCAAGCUCCGGGUCGCGCUUGAGGCGUUCGAGGCGGAAGAAGUGUCGCUG
Molecule: messenger RNA, 1245 nt
Organism: Phytophthora sojae
Lineage: Eukaryota; Oomycota; Peronosporomycetes; Peronosporales; Peronosporaceae
Exons: 2
Biological process (GO): protein phosphorylation
Molecular function (GO): ATP binding; protein kinase activity
Source: RefSeq, a predicted model, not a curated record